This is a messenger RNA of Megalops cyprinoides (Indo-Pacific tarpon), 1473 nucleotides long. RefSeq names its product beta-2-microglobulin (gene b2m). NCBI's taxonomy places the organism in Eukaryota, Metazoa, Chordata, Actinopteri, Elopiformes, Megalopidae. Gene Ontology annotation, biological process: positive regulation of T cell activation; immunoglobulin production involved in immunoglobulin-mediated immune response; peptide antigen assembly with MHC class II protein complex. The record is from RefSeq and is a predicted model, not a curated record. The transcript has 4 exons. Bases 94 to 438 code for a protein of 114 amino acids. Gene Ontology annotation, cellular component: MHC class II protein complex. Gene Ontology annotation, molecular function: MHC class II protein complex binding.
UCAUUUUUAACAGGACGAGGUUUGCCGCUCGAUCACUUCUUUCCUACUUUCCCCUUUGGCUUGUUAGAGGUGAAAACAAAGAAUUCAAGCAAAAUGAAGCUGCUCUUUGUUGUGCUCAGCAUUGUGCUGUUCAGCGUGGACGCGAAAGUUUCCCCUCCCAAGGUUCAGGUGUACAGCCGGAACCCCGGGGAGUUCGGCAAGUCCAACACCCUGAUCUGCCACGUCAGCGGCUUCCACCCCCCCGACAUCAGCAUCACCCUGCUGAAGGACGGAGUGGAGAUCCCCAAGGCUAAGCAGACCGACCUGGCCUUCGAGCAGAGCUGGCAGUUCCACCUGACCAAGAGCGUCCCCUUCACACCCGAGAAGGGCGAGACGUACUCCUGCAAAGUCAGGCACAUGCAGGACACCAAGAACUACAACUGGGAGCCUGACAUGUAAGGGUCUGAACCCAUGAAUGACUGGAUCCACCACCAAAGGAUGGAUUCCACUUUACACUUUGACCUUGGAAUCUUUACUGUCAGCAGCCAAUCAGCGCAGACCCUGAGCUCAGAACAGUGUGAUGACUCCUCAGACCAUUGCUCCUGUGAAUUCAGAUGGACCUCAACUAUUAAUUACAUUCAGACAAGUUAUAACUGUCAGUUGCACACUUGCUUUUUGAAAUCCAUUUAAUUGCAUCUCUCAGGUAUAAAAUGAGUUUCAAGUUCCAGCAUUCCAUGCUCUCUUUCCAAAAAUAACUAUAUUUGGCAAAGUACAUUUGAUUGCACAAUUCAGUCGACUGAAACUUACAUUAAUUAGGUAAUGUAAAAUUGGGCCGUCUGAAUAGCAUUCAGUUGAUUCACAGUGUUCUGACCUUGGGUGAUGGCAAUAACAUGCAAAACAUGUAUGAACAGAAAAUGGAGUGCACUAUUCGGUAUAAAUGACUAGCUUUUCUUUGCACAACUUUUUAGUUUAUAGAUCGUUUCUCUGUAGUUUAAAUGAAGAAAUUAAGAUUCAACAUUGUAUGUUUCAAAAUGGUAAAGUAAAUGUUUGCCUGGCAGAUACCUAUGUCCAGGUACUAUUGUUACUAUUGUUUCUGUACACAAUGUCCAUUUAUACAGCUGGAUGUUUUGAUUCAUAUAUAAAGACAAGUACCUUACUCUAGGCUGUAAGAGUAGUGUUUACUGAAGCAGGUUGUCAAACACCGUUGCUAAGAUAUUUUAAUAUUGUUAUAAAUUGCUUUUGUUAUGUAUUGUUAUAAAUACAUGCUAUAAUUUGACAUUGAUGGAACAUCCACAAAGCAACAUAAUACACAAUUUCUCUGUCAAACCUGGGUUUCAUGCAAAGAAAUAUAUAUACCCUCAACACAUAUAAAGCAGGAUAACCAAGCAUAAAGGUAAAUAUUGAAGAUGGGCCGUGUUGGUCCUCAAAAAUGUACAGAUAUGGAUAUGUUUCCAAAGAGUUCAUUGUUUGUAAUUUUUCUGGCCUGCUGAAUUA